Molecule: messenger RNA, 3385 nt
Organism: Etheostoma spectabile (orangethroat darter)
Lineage: Eukaryota; Metazoa; Chordata; Actinopteri; Perciformes; Percidae
Gene: csgalnact2
Product: chondroitin sulfate N-acetylgalactosaminyltransferase 2
Exons: 8
Coding region: 344-1963 (539 amino acids)
Cellular component (GO): Golgi cisterna membrane
Molecular function (GO): glucuronosyl-N-acetylgalactosaminyl-proteoglycan 4-beta-N-acetylgalactosaminyltransferase activity
Source: RefSeq, a predicted model, not a curated record
CCCAUUGGUUAGUUGUUGACCGGAAGUAGACUGUGACAUACUCUUUUUCUCUUUGCUCCGUGGCAUUUUGCAACACCGACUGCCUGCCGCGGCUGGGUUUACACUAGACCCACGGCUGUAAGCACAGGAGGAAUGGACAAAGACGGAAUUAGGUGAUUAUCUCAUGGAUUUACACAGAACAAAUGUAAUAAGAUACUAAUAGGUUGGAGCCAGGAAUCAGGACCUUCCCAGUAAAAUGGCCCUUCCAAACUUCUAAGACGAUGUGCAGGAGCACAUUGUAGGUAAUGUGAUCAGAGGGGAAAGGGAAUGCAGACUUGCCAGCUAUAGCUUGUAUGUGAGUGUAAUGCCCAGGCGGGGGUUGACGCUCCAGGGCCGGGUUCGCUGGCUCUUCCUGGGCUUGUUCCUGCUGCUGGUGCUGCUGCUGUUUGCGUACCUGCUGGAGUGCACGCCUCCAGCAGACGUCAGCCUGGCGCUGCCCGGCCCAGCAGGGGAGAGCUAUGGGAAGGAGUACUACCAGGCCCUGCUGCAGGAACAGGAGGAGCGCCACCUAAACCGCGCCGCCAGUCUCAAACGCCAGAUUGCCCAGCUCAAGCAGGAGCUGCAGGAAAUGGGUGAGAAGCUAAAGGUCCUGCAGGACAAGAAGGAGCUCCCUGGGGUGCAGGGCCUGGCUGAGACUAAAGACCAAGAGCCGGGAGAUCUGCUGGAGUACUUGCACUCUCAGAUCGACAAGGCUGAGGUCAACACGGGGGCACGCCUCCCCAGCGAGUACGCCCUGGUGCCCUUUGAGAGUUUCACCUCGUCCAAGGUAUACCAGCUGGAGAUGGGGCUGACGCGGCACCCAGAGGAGAAACCUGUCCGCAAAGACCGCAGGGAUGAGCUGGUGGAGGUCGUGGAGGCUGCGCUGGACAUCAUCAACAACCCUGAUGAGGAGGACGGUGUGGAGGAAGACAUGCCGAUGCAGAGACAAACCUACACAGAGGGUCACUUUACAGAAGGACUGUACAGGACCGAGCGAGACAAAGGGACGCUUUACGAGCUCUUCUUCGCCAAAGAGGAUUCCAGCAGCUUCCGCCAUGUCACACUCUUCAGACCUUUUGGUCCCUUAAUGAAAGUCAGGAGCACAUCUGUAGAAACAUCAGCAAUGAUUAUUAACAUCAUUGUGCCGCUGGCGGGCAGAAUAGAAACCUUCUCACAGUUCUUACACAAUUUCAGGGAGGUGUGCAUACAGCAGGACAGACAAAUACAUCUCACGGUGGUGUAUUUUGGGCCGGAAGGCCUACAGGAGGUGAAGUCCUCUUUGGAAAAAAUGUCAAGUGAGGAGAGCUUCUCCAAUUACACUCUGAUCCCAGUGGACGAGGAGUUUUCCCGAGGUCGGGGUCUGGACAUCGGAGCCCAUGCCUGGAAGAAAGGCGACGUCUUAAUGUUUUUUUGUGACGUUGACAUCCAUUUCACCCUCGAGUUCCUUAACACCUGUCGUCUCCACGCGGCUCCCAAUAAGAAAGUCUUCUAUCCAGUGGUGUUCAGUCUGUACAAUCCUGCCAUAGUCUAUGGAAAUUUGGAGCUGGCUCCACCUACUGAACUGCAACUGAUUCAUAAAAAAGACGCUGGAUUCUGGAGAGAUUUUGGCUUUGGAAUGACGUGUCAGUAUCGUUCUGACUUCCUAAAUAUCGGUGGGUUCGAUCUUGAAGUCAAAGGCUGGGGCGUGGAAGACGUCCACUUGUACAGGAAGUAUCUGAGGAGCGAAGUGAUAGUGAUCCGGACGCCGGUGUCCGGUCUCUUCCACCUGUGGCACGAGAAGCAGUGUGCAGACGAGCUGACGCCAGAGCAGUACCGCAUGUGCAUCCAGUCCAAAGCCAUGAACGAGGCCUCCCACUCUCACCUGGGCAUGCUGGUCUUCCGUGACGAGAUCGAGGCUCACCUACGCAAGCAGGCCUUCAAGACUCAGAGCAAAACAGAGGACUGAGCAAGCCUCUACAUACCCAUCACCAUUCCAACGUUAGGGCGCAAGGUGCUGACUUAUUAUCGCACUACAGUAAAAGACACGUUUACAUGGAUCCUUCUGCAUUUCACUGCACAGCUGUAGACAAAUGAAUGUACAAAAACGGACAUUGAUCAAUGUGAACCGUCACAACAUGGUACAACAGCUGCAUCAAACAUAGAUAAACAAUCCCAUUGGUAAUAUUUAACCUGCGGAAGGACAACUAACCUGUAAUAUCUCUUGGAUUUAGGUCGACAUCGUAUGUUAAGUAUUGGAAUUAAUUCAGUAAGCGUGCCGUUAUUUGGAAAACAGCCAUCCUACCGGCUUCAAACACACAGCCCCUGACCUGAGCAACCCGUUUAUUCUCCACUUAUACCUUCUGCUCAACUACAUUCCACUGCUCAGAGUGACCAUAGCCGUGUGAUUCUCUGCAUCCCAAAAAAAUAUCAAACCAGAUCAAAUACAAGCAGCUGUAAUUGUGUAGAGGCGCGUUUUAACAAAAAGAAAGCAAUUACUAAAAGCUUACAAGCCCAACUAUUUAUUUACUGUCGACGAAAGGCAAUAUAAGGUGCACUUUGUUAAAAUAGAGGUUAGAAAAUGCAAGUUGACCGCACAGAAACCAAGACAUUUCUACUGAUUCCCAGCCUUCUGCCAGUUGAGGAUCAAAGCAAUUUACAAUCUUUGCUUUAAAAGUAUAUUGGCAGUUGUGCGUCUGUGUGGAGAUGUUCUGUUAGUAUUAUAUUUAUCGGUUGUUACAGACUGGUUUAAAAAGGGAACUUUUUUGUGUUUUACGUGACAAUUGGUCACUAUCUUCCUUUCCUGAUGACGGCUUCCAAGUGAUCAGUUUAACAGAAGCAUGUUAAAUAGUUAAGAGCCAGGAGCAUGCAGUGCUAUAUUAGGUCUAUGUGGACCAGUGCUAUUGUCUAAAACCAUUGUAUUACAUUAUUAAGAUUUGUCAUUUAUGCCCAGUGAGAAUGACUCACAUUAUGAUUCCCAAUACUGGACUGAAUUUGAAUGUUACAGCCCACACUUGUACAUAUUUUUCUAAUAUUUCUUUGUUUUACACUUGUGAGUUGAAUGCUUUUGUGCCUACAUGCUAAACGUGACAUGAAACGUUUUUAGAAAUUGUAUUCCGUCUCAUAAUGAGAGGAUGCUGUUCAGUCCCAGAGGUCAGAGGCGUGAUGUUCCAGUACUGUCAAAACGAAACAGGUUGUUCUUGCACCUCAUCCUGUAAUCCUUUUUAAUCAAUGUCUUUGCUAAUAUUACAGCUUUUUGUAGAUAGUCUUACAGUGUCCUCACCCUGCCAGAGAAAUGUUACAUUCUAACAGAAAGAACCCAUCCAAGGAAAUGAUUUAUUUUGAAACGUUGGCUAUUAAAUAAAACUUACAGAAGGCUGCAUUAACUGCU